CCUCCGGCCCCUCCUCCGGCCACAACAUAUCACGUGAUGAUGUGGCGAUGGCGUAGGGCUGCGCCGAGUGGCCCCACCCACCCGUUUCUCUUGCGCGACAGAGCUGCAUAUGCCGCGCCAUCGAAACUACUGCAUUCCUGUUCUCCAUCUGACUCACAGAGCACCGGCGGGCGUGUGACCGCUGAUUAGUUAGAUAGCUAGCACGGCUUCUUCCCCGCUAGGCCUCCCCCGACGACAACUGGAGCCCCUCCCUCGCUGUCACCAUGCCGACGGUGCCAGAGGCAAUAUUUCGCGACUUUGGAGCUGUUGGCGCUCCUGGCGCUGCCGAGCCCUCCUCGGGGGCCUCACGAGCCCCAGCGACAACGGUCCGCCUCGCGCGCCAGGCGAGCAUUGCGCGCCCGCAGGCAUGCCAGGCGUGCCAGCAGCGUAAACGCAAGUGCGGAAACUGUGCGCGGCGGGGGAUAAAGUGUACUUUCGAGCUGAAGAUUACCGACCGGUCACAUCCAAACUAUCUCACCAACCUCCUCGCGUCGCUCGAGGACAAGGACAGGCGAAUAGCCGCGCUCGAGAGCGUCAUCGCCAGCCGGCUGCCGGACCUGGCCCACAUAGCGUCCUUCGCGACCGAGAGCAUCCCGCACUCGCCGUCCGUGGCGACGAGCACCCAGCAUGAGAUCAAGUCGCCCGCGGGCGCCGCAGCGCCAACAGACGACGAGGGGUGGAAGCCGCUCGCGCAGGAGGUCGCCGAGCCCAUCAUCGCGACGCUGCAGACGCUCGACGUCAGCCGGCGGCAUAUCCCCCAACCGCCGCUGGUGGGGUUCAUCAAGUCCAGCCUAGGCACCGAGGCAGAGUGGGAGAACGACGACGCGUCGGCCGUCAACCAGACCGCCGUGGCGCAGUGGCCGCCGUACGAGCUCGCAGUGGUGCUUGUGCACGAGUUUCUCAAGAGUAACGCGGUGUACCCCUUUAUCAGGCAGUUCGACCUGCUGCACGACCUGCAGCUCGUGUACAAGCCAGCUGCGUCAGACGCAUUGCCCGACGCGACCGCGACGCCGCUCCAGACAGCACGCCUGUUCAUGGUCUUCUCGGUCGGGUGUGUCUGGCUCUCUCAGCGCGGGAGUGGCGAACGUAUCGACACGACACUGCUGCGUAAUCGCGCCGCAGCCGCCCUGCCGGAAGUUAUCCGCACCGCGAGCGGCGUGGACUGUGUCUCGACGCUGCUGCUCAUGGCCCUGACCGCACUGUACGACUGGGGCGGUGUCGACCUCGUCCGCCUCGCGCCCAUGAUCUGCAAGCUCGUCAUCGCGACAGGCAUGCACCGCGAGCCAGCGGCCAGCUUGACGCAGUCGGAGAAGGACCGUCGACGGGUCAUCUUCUGGUGUGUCUACAGCCUGGACCGGAUAGUUGGGUCGAGCCUCGCCGUGCCCAUCGUCCUGAGCGACACCGAGAUCGGGAUCAAGCUGCCCGAGCACCUGGACGACAUUGGCUCGCUCGCCGAGGGCAUGGUAGGCGGGACAUGCUCGGCUGCCGCUGACCUGCAGGACGCGACGGCCUUCUUCGCGCACAUGAUCGAGAUGCGCCGCCUCAGCUGGCGCGUGUACACGCACGUCCAGUCCCCUAGCCCAUCACAAGCCGAGGCCGCCGCGCUCCACCGCGACCUGGACGACUGGCUCGCGCGCGCCCCGCGGCCGAGCAGCACGCCGUUGUCGGACCCAAACGACGACGACGACAUGGUCAACAACAGCCUCUUCGACCUGUACUACCACAUCUUCCUGACGCGUCUGUACGGUCCGUCAAAAGCAAGCUUCUCCGCCCCGACCGACGCGCAGCUGCUCGUGCUCCGCGAGUCGGCGUCGGCGGCCAUCGCCAUCUCGGUGCACAUGCAGAAACACCGCCUCAUCCGCGACAACUACUUCCAGCUCCACAUCGUCAUCGCCGUCGGCAUGACGCUGCUGUACACGCUCAGCCAGUACGGCCGCGGCGAGUACGCGCACGACGCAGAGUGGUGCGCGGCUGCGAUUGACGAGAUCCGCGCCACGGAGGGGUUUAUCGGGUCGUUCUGCAGAGGCUGGCCAUAUGCCCGAGGGCUAAGCCGCGCAUUCAACGCCCUCGCCGCGCGCUGCAUAGCGCAGCUUGGCGCCAGUGCAAAGCCCAAGCCCGCUACAGCGCCGACGUCGCGCCGCGACUCGGCAGACCUCGUAUCGGGGCUGCCGCGCUUCGACUUCUUCCCCUUCUCCGAGGAGAACGGCGAGACGUGGACCGCUUGGGGGGACGAGAACUUUUUGCCGCUGCAGGCGGACCUCACGCCCGACUCGCUCGCGGAGAGCUCGACCGCGCAGCUGGAUGACCUGUUGACGCUGGUCGGGUGGAGCACCGACUGGAUCCCACAGUCGCUGGGCCAGCCCCCACAGUUGUGA
This is a messenger RNA of Vanrija pseudolonga, 2414 nucleotides long. Its product is annotated as Protein STB5. Lineage: Eukaryota; Fungi; Basidiomycota; Tremellomycetes; Trichosporonales; Trichosporonaceae. The transcript has 7 exons. The record is from RefSeq and is a predicted model, not a curated record. Gene Ontology annotation, biological process: DNA-templated transcription; positive regulation of transcription by RNA polymerase II. Gene Ontology annotation, molecular function: zinc ion binding; DNA-binding transcription factor activity, RNA polymerase II-specific; sequence-specific DNA binding. The coding region runs from base 264 to 2414 and encodes 716 amino acids.